GAAGUCGACUUACCUAUCCCUACUCCAUCAGAGAAAAAGAGGCACAUUUUUAGAAAUUAUUCGUCGUAUUCCGGAAAAAAUUGUUCUGAUAUUUGACGUGUGGAUUUAAGAAAUUUUUGUUUUUUUUAUAAAUAGAGUUCUUGUUAAUAUGCCGGACGAAGUACAGCAAACAUUUGUGCGUAGCUUUAUCGACUACCUAAAGAAACAAAUCGAUUCACAAGCAUUUUCUCCAGAUGCCCAAGAGAGCUGUGAAGUGGCAAUUCAAUGUCUGCAGGCAGCCUUUGAUCUGGGCGAGGAAGAAGCGGUGGCCGAAGAGCAGUCACAGACAACAACAGCGCCGGCUGGUGAAACGGGCUCUUCCGAUGCAUCCAGUACAUCCAAAGUAAAUUCCAAAGAGGUGAAUCUUUACGAAUUGUUCGAAAUGCAUUAUGUUGAAAGAAAUCCAGAAAUUUUGAAAAUGACAGAGGCAAUAAAGAACGAAGGCAAUCGUCUGAUGAAGGAUGGUAAAUACAAUGAAGCUUUGCUGCAAUAUAAUCGUGCUAUCACCUAUGACCCCAAGAAUCCGAUAUUUUAUUGUAACCGUGCUGCAGCGUACAUAAGAUUAGGUGACAAUGAAAAAGCUAUUACAGAUUGCAAGUCUGCCCUGGUCUAUAAUCCAAAUUACGGUAAAGCCUAUGGCCGUUUAGGUAUUGCAUAUUCCAAUUUAGGCAAAUAUGAAGAAGCCCAGAAGGCUUAUGCCAAGGCAAUUGAUCUGGAGCCCGAAAAUCAAGAUUAUCGCAAUAAUUUGGAAGUAGCACGCAAUGCCUCCAUGCAUGCCACUGCAAAUGUGAUACCCAAUUUACAGGAGGGUCUUAAUGCAAUGAUUUCCAAUCCUGCCAUACGUAAUUUGUUCAGCAGUGCCGAAAUAGACUUAGAACAACUGCAAUCAAUGACACAAAAUCCUAUGGUCAUGAAUACCAUUGGUCAAUUAUUUUCUGGAUUGCAAGGUGGUGCUGGCGGCGGUGCCAGCGCCGGUCUUGGCGGUUUAGCCGGUGGUGCUGGUGGCGUUGGGCCCAUGCCAAAUGAUAUGUUACAAUUGUUCCAAGGAUUUGCUCAACAAUUAGCUGCUGCUAGUCAAGGUGGUGGAAACUCGGGCAAUCAGAACUCUUCAUCGAACAAUGAUCAACCUCCUCCUCCACCACCAUCGUCGAACUACUAGGUUGGCAAGAAUAUAUGACGAAUGACGAAUUUGUUGGGUAUUUUUUAAUAGACGUCACAAUAUCUUACAUUUUAUAAUUUUUUUAGAUUCUGUAUUAUUUUUUAUUCAUUUAGCAUUUGCACUUAUAAAAAAAGAAAGUGAAAUAUGUAUAAAGAAAAAAAAUAAUAAUGUUCAUGUUUCUUCUUAGACUUUUCGUAAAUACGAUGAAAUCUUCGAAACAACAUUAAUUUUAAAUAUAUAACAGACAAAACAAGGCUUAUGUAUGCAAAUAUAUUAUAUAAAAAUGCUUCAAAUAAGCGAAUAUAUAUAAAAAGAAUUAA
Musca domestica (house fly) is the source of this 1518-nucleotide messenger RNA. It is a transcript of the gene Sgt, whose product is annotated as small glutamine-rich tetratricopeptide repeat-containing protein beta. NCBI's taxonomy places the organism in Eukaryota, Metazoa, Arthropoda, Insecta, Diptera, Muscidae. Gene Ontology annotation, cellular component: membrane; TRC complex. Gene Ontology annotation, biological process: post-translational protein targeting to endoplasmic reticulum membrane. The record is from RefSeq and is a predicted model, not a curated record. The coding region runs from base 149 to 1198 and encodes 349 amino acids. Gene Ontology annotation, molecular function: molecular adaptor activity; protein binding. The transcript has a single exon.